Drosophila virilis is the source of this 1918-nucleotide messenger RNA. It is a transcript of the gene bam, whose product is annotated as bag of marbles. Lineage: Eukaryota; Metazoa; Arthropoda; Insecta; Diptera; Drosophilidae. The record is from RefSeq and is a predicted model, not a curated record.
GCUAGGCCAACAGACCAGACAGCUCGGCGGCAGGCCGAACUUUCGCGCGGAUUUUAAUUCUGUUGCACACAACGUUACGUUCAGUACAUAAGUAAAACGCGCAGAGCAGACAGCUUGGCGGCCGCAUUGUCAAGUGAAAACCGUUGUGAUUUUUUGGCGCAAAAAUUCUUAAAGCUAUUAAAAAUGAAUUUGAACGUGGUGGACGCCGAAGAUCAACAGCUAUACAAUAACUUGCAGCUAUUAAAUUCGCAACUGUGCUCAUUGAUUGAUGACAAAGAGUCGCGUCCCGUACAGUUAACGAACUGCAAGAGAAGCGGCGCUGGAAGCGUGUUGCACGAACUCAAUCAAAUGGUCUGCGAAUUGACACUGGAUUCGAAUGCGCCACAAUUUGAGUUUCACGGAUUUGGAUGCGUUCAGUCGUUGGGUAUGCCCAAGCGGCUGCUCUGCUCGAACGACGGCGCCGUCAAAAAAGAGCCAAAAUCAAAUGCGGACAGCAGCGUUCAAGGUCAUUUUGGUGCGCGCCAAAACAAAAGGCAGUCGCAGAAGGAGAACUUGGGCCAUCAGAAGGAGUGUGGCGCACUUGCCAUCGAGCAAACUGUUGAGCUGUUGGGCAAUUGCAACGAACGCAAUCUUGUGCUGCGUUUGAUGGAUCUGUUUAAAUCGAUGCAUGAGCACAUUAAUUCAGAAUUACCAAGUCAUCAGCUAAACUCGAUGCCAUCCGAUUAUGUUUUCGACUUACCCACAAAGCAAUCAAUGCCCAAAGGCUGCAACAUACGCCAUCAAGUACAGGUGCUGUGCACCAAAUUGGAACGCUUUAUUGCACGUCAGCGUCGCAUCCUGGAGACCAAUCGCCACUUUGACUACACCAAGUAUACUGAAUGCGAUGGGCUACUCAAUAGCGCCUCGGAUGGGCAUCAGGCUCUCAAGCAGUUCACAAAUGUGGAUCUGCGCCAACGCAAUUUUCAGUUCAUCAGCCGUUUGGCUAAUGACAAUGCUGUUCUGCUGGAAAUGCUGCUGCUCAAUCUGCGUGAACGUAUCAAAUCUGCUCAUAUUCACGUAUACGUUUUUAAUUGGGAAAUGGAUAUCGAGCAUCGCUAUUCUGCGUCCAUGACAGCACGUCUCGAGGAGACGAAUAAUAGAGCUUUGGCAUUGGCUGUUGCUGACAUUCGGGCAACUCAGCCACCUCAAUUUAGCUUCGAGGAACAGCUAAUUGCUAAACGUUAUCAGCUGGGUAACGUGGUCAGCUGCGCCAAAGAAAACGAAGACUUUCUAACAGCACUGCUGCAAUCGCCCGAGAACUACUUUCCACCAGAGAUCAUUGCCCUCUGCGAGCCUCCCAAGAAUAUCAGCAAGCUGACACCAAUCGCACCUGUCUCUGCCUAUGAUGCUGUAGAUAGUUUGGAGCAUAUAGUCUUAGGUGGCGAUAUUCUCGAAGUGGCACCAUCAUCACCGCCAAGAGUCAGUCAUCGCUCCCAUAUUCCAAAGUGUAACAGAGGUUAGAGCGUUGGGGAAUUGAGACGAACUAUUCAAAUUAACUAAUCAAAACAAACAAAACGACAGUUAUCGUCUAAUAUAUACAGAAAAUACAAAUAAUUGAUAGACAUUUUAAUGGAUUGCAUCAAUAUUUAUAAUUAUCACUAUUAAAUUAUCGACAACUUAUUGGAAAAUUUAUACGUAUCAAAUGUAAAUGUACUAUUAACCAAAAGAAAAUAUCUUGUAUUGAAGAAAUAAUUAUACAUAAUUUUCGCAUUUUGAACAUAUUUACAGAAACUGUAUAAUUGUUAUACAUUAAGAAUUUAUUUUGAUUUUAAACGACUCAUCCAUAAUUGUAAUUAUUAAGAGUCGUAUUAACAUUCUUAAUUUUUGCCAGCCAAACAAGAAGAAAAUGUAAUUACAUUUAAUAAUCUAUUCAGCUGCA